Messenger RNA from Apus apus (common swift), 2436 nucleotides. RefSeq names its product basic leucine zipper and W2 domains 1 (gene BZW1). The transcript is spliced from 11 exons. Gene Ontology annotation, molecular function: protein binding. Lineage: Eukaryota; Metazoa; Chordata; Aves; Apodiformes; Apodidae. Gene Ontology annotation, cellular component: cytoplasm; membrane. The record is from RefSeq and is a predicted model, not a curated record. The coding region runs from base 6 to 1265 and encodes 419 amino acids.
CUUUUAUGAAUAAUCAAAAGCCGCAGAAGCCGACGCUAUCAGGCCAGCGUUUUAAAACUAGAAAAAGAGAUGAAAAAGAGAGGUUUGACCCUACCCAGUUCCAGGACUGUAUUAUUCAAGGUUUAACCGAAACUGGCACUGACUUGGAGGCAGUAGCAAAGUUUCUUGAUGCUUCUGGUGCAAAACUUGACUAUCGCCGCUAUGCAGAAACGCUUUUUGACAUCCUGGUGGCUGGUGGAAUGCUGGCCCCAGGUGGUACCCUGGCAGAUGACAUGACACGCACAAACGUCUGUGUAUUUGCAGCACAGGAAGACCUAGAAACCAUGCAAGCAUUUGCUCAGGUUUUUAACAAGUUAAUCAGGCGUUACAAGUACCUGGAGAAAGGCUUUGAAGAUGAAGUAAAAAAGUUGCUGCUGUUUCUGAAAGGGUUCUCAGAGUCUGAGCGGAACAAACUGGCUAUGUUGACGGGGAUUCUGCUAGCCAACGGGACACUUAAUGCAUCGAUUCUCAACAGCCUUUACAAUGAGAACUUGGUUAAAGAAGGUGUUUCUGCAGCUUUUGCAGUGAAGCUGUUCAAAUCAUGGAUAAAUGAGAAAGAUAUUAAUGCAGUGGCUGUCAGUCUUCGUAAAGUAAACAUGGAUAACAGGCUGAUGGAACUCUUCCCAGCUAACAAACAAAGUGUUGAACAUUUCUCCAAGUACUUCACUGAAGCAGGACUAAAAGAACUUUCUGAGUAUGUUCGGAACCAGCAAACUAUAGGAGCUCGGAAGGAGCUGCAGAAAGAACUUCAGGAACAGAUGUCACGGGGAGAUCCAUUCAAGGAUAUAAUCUUGUAUGUGAAGGAGGAGAUGAAGAAAAACAACAUCUCAGAACAGACUGUGGUAACCAUCAUCUGGUCAAGUGUAAUGAGUACAGUGGAAUGGAACAAAAAGGAGGAGCUGGUAGCAGAGCAAGCCAUUAAGCACUUGAAGCAAUACAGUCCUCUACUUGCUGCCUUUACUACCCAAGGUCAGUCAGAGCUGACUCUUCUGUUGAAGAUUCAGGAGUAUUGUUAUGAUAACAUUCACUUCAUGAAAGCCUUCCAGAAAAUAGUGGUGCUCUUCUAUAAAGCUGAAGUUCUGAGUGAGGAACCCAUCCUGAAGUGGUAUAAAGAUGCACAUCUUGCAAAAGGAAAGAGUGUUUUUCUGGAGCAAAUGAAAAAGUUUGUUGAAUGGCUCAAGAAUGCUGAAGAAGAGUCGGAGUCUGAAGCCGAAGAGGGUGACUGACCUGUGAACCUCUGUCCUCAGUAAAGCAAACAGGAGCUGUAGAUGAGUGUCAUGUCUUGUGUGUCCUGAUUCUUGCAUCCUACCUCCCUGUAUCAAGCAUGAUAUAAGGGCUCUCAUGGCAAUUUCUUUUAAUUGUUUUCUAUAGUUACUGAAAUACUGGGUUUAGUUUUUAAAAACACAUUUUAAGUAGCUUACAGGAGCUGUUAUAGAUUUUACUCUUAACCUGCAUUUGUCCUUUCAGUUAUAUUCUACCUCCUGUAUUUUCUACUGUAAUAAUGUAAUUUAAGGCCUUCCACAAUGAAAUCCAUUUUACCCUUUGAGUUUUCUAUCUCUAGUUGAGUAGACAUGAUACGGUGAAUGACAUUUAUGGCAGUUCUGUUUGCAAAUUAAACUGUAAAAAGCCUAUAAAGUGAAGAGGCUGUGGCUUGUUUGGUAACUUGGUGUCACUUCAAUCCGUACCGCUUGCUCUAAAUAUCCCCAUUCACAGGUGGUUGUCCAUCUCCCCAAGGACUCCUUCAUCUCAUUACUGUACUUCCAGCAUAAAGCAAUCCUUUAUUCCAAGUACUGGGUGAGAUGGCUGCCCUGCUUCUGUGAGCUCAGCAUCCUGCUGUAGAGAGACCAUUCUCGUGAAGAGUGACCAUGGUGAGAGUGUUAAGAAUGACAUCUCUGCACCUGCUGGCUGUCACAGCCAGGGGCUGCCAGGCAGCUGGGCACCAGUUUUGGGAGUCUCCUGGAAGAGAGAAUGGUUCAUAUCCAGCUGCCCAGCAGCUGUGUACAUUCCUGGCAGCAGGGCAGGAGGCUGCUGGCAUAUGCUGCUCAGUACUUGUGACUGACAGAAGGUAAGGCAGACAUAACUAUCCUCUCACACUGAAGUUUAGAGAUUAUUUUAUGCUGGCACAUGGCAGGUUAAACCAAAGUUUAUCUGCUCCCCAAAACCUUGAAUUCUUAAUUGAAAUUUGAAGGACAGCUCAUAAUUCAAGAAAGAUUUGGUGGAAGAGUGGUCUGGACUGUUGUAAGCUAACAAUGAGCAUUAACUGAAAUACUGGUAACCAGAGUACACUUAAUUAAUUAAAAAAAAUAAAUAGAUUAUCAUAAUGCAAUCUUUUCAAUACUACAGUAAUCUUUCUUUGUAACUUUUUUUUUUUUUAAACAAAUAAAGGCCAUUCUUGCA